Messenger RNA from Helobdella robusta, 2871 nucleotides. RefSeq lists its product as hypothetical. The transcript is spliced from 17 exons. The coding region runs from base 1 to 2871 and encodes 956 amino acids. The record is from RefSeq and is a predicted model, not a curated record. Lineage: Eukaryota; Metazoa; Annelida; Clitellata; Rhynchobdellida; Glossiphoniidae.
AUGGUUGGCACUUGUAUAGAAGAGAUCGAGCAAAAAAUUAGGAACCAGGCAAUUAGGAAUAGCAUACGAACAAAGGAAUAUUUUGUCGAUUUUGAUCGUCUGCGUUACGGCUAUGUUACAUGUUCUCAGUUUUUCAGAAUAAUUUGUCAAAAUUUUGGCCUGACAUUUACAACUGAAGAGGAAGGGAUGUUAAUUGAGAAGUACAGGUGCGCACAAAACGGUAUGUUCAACUACAAGUACUUUUGUGAGGAAAUUGAUGGUGUAUUCGAUCCUAACAAAUUUUCCAUCGACCCUGCCUGCCAGCUACCUAGCCACAGAAAAAUUUGUAGUCCCAUAUGGAAUUUCGGAUUAGAAGAGAAACUUUUUGAAAUCCUGAAAAAACUUUCUGAUUACUACGAACGCAGAGGUGUCACAAUAAAGACCCUAUGCAACGAUUUUGAUGAGAGAAACGAGGGUCUCAUCAGUGAAACUCAGUUUUACAGGAGCAUAAUACACCCGCUGAACUUUUCCGAAAAAGAAAUUAUGAUACUGUCACAGAAAUACCAAGAUCAGAAAUUUCCAGGUAUGAUAAGAUACAUGGAGAUGGAAAAUGACAUGAAAAGACUUGAAAAAUGCCCGAGUGAUAAUAGGAAUGGACAUAGGAACAUCUUAUGCUGCAAAACUGAAGAAUUAAAUUGCAAAGACCUCAAAUCGAUAAUGGACGAGUUGUGCAGGGUUGUGUACAAAGCGCGCGUACGUUCUGUGGAAUUUUUUAAAGAUUAUGACCCCUUGAGAUCAGGCCUGAUUACUGUAACCCAGUUUUUGGCCGGUCUCGACGCGUGCUUAGGUAAGGAAGUUGACCUUUCAGAAGAGGUCAAGUGCAUCAUUUUCCGGGGGUUCGAGGUUGAGGAUAAGAGGAUUUGUUAUCGGGAUUUCUGCAAUAUCCUGGAUUCUGCUUUCAUGGAGCCGAACCUGGAGAAGACGCCAACGAAGGAUGUCUUUGUUCCGCCCCCUGAAGCUUUUGGAAGGAGAAUGAACGAUUUGGCAGUUGAAGAUGAAGAAAAAUUAUCCAUAGUUAUUAAGAAGAUUCAGAAAGAUAUGGACGUUUACAGGGUGCCUAUUGAAACCUUUUUCAAAAAUUUUGAAACGAGUAAAAACAGCCGCCUGGUAACGAAAACUCAGUUCAGACGCGUUCUAUCUCAGUGUCAAAUCAACAUUCAUCCGUCUGAUUUCGAACUGCUCUGCAAGAAAUUCGCAUACCCAGUCCCGGACUACAUAAACAUCCCGGCUUCCAUGGAACUGGUUGAUCCGUGUAAAAUUGUCAGAAUUUUAAAACAAAGAAACUCCGAGAAAAAUGCGAAAAACAUAUUGUCUGCGGAUUUUAAUAAUAAUUGUAACAAUAAUAAUGGAAUCACCGGCAACACCAACCGUAAAGAACCGAUAGACGUUGGAUGCCUGAUGGACAAAUUGCGAAACCAUAUCAUCCUAAUGAGCAUUCGGACGAACGAUUAUUUCCUAGACUUCGAUCCGUUGAGAUCCGGCCGUAUCUCAAAGACUCAGUUUCACAGGGUGCUUGCAUUCAUGGGGCUGAGCAGCAUCAGGCUGGGUUUGAACUUCGACCUCGAUGAGAUGAACGCCCUCUCCGAUCAUUACGAAUCAAAAGUUGACUGUAAUGCCGUCGAUUACCGACAGUUCGUUUACGAUUUGGAAAAAGGUUACGCCGACAAACACCUCGACAAAGCUCCAUCUUUGAGGAUGAUUCCCUACUCGGAUUUACUGUGCAAAAAAUCAGGAACUAUAGAAAGGGAGAGUUUCUCAGAGGAGCAGAAGUUGAGGCACGAUAGAGCCAUGUGCAAGAUCGCCUCGAAAAUAUACUCCAGGAACAUCGAUUUGCUGCAAAUUUUUAGAAACUUCGAUAAGCUGAGACACGGACAUCUAAACAGAUUCAAAUUCCGCCAGGCACUGGGAAUUGCGGAUCUAUUUUGUCCGGAUGAGUUGGACAUGACAGCCAUGGAAGCGGCGUUCUACGACGACGAAGGAGUCAACUACGUGGCGUUUCUCCAGAGUUUAUACGAGUUGAAACAUCAGGCUGACGUCAAUGAAGCUAACAAGGUCCUCUACUAUGAGAAGAUUAGAGAGAAGCAGAAGUUCGUCUCGGAAAAUGAGUGCUGCACUGACAAAAAUAUCGCAUCGGAUUUUCAAGCGCUCAUGCUCACUCUUAAGACGAAAUUAGCGAAACAGAACCUGCGAGUGAAAGAUUGGUUUAAAGAUUACGACAAGUUGAACACGGGCUACGUUACUAAAUCAAAUUUCAGGAGAUCACUCGAUCAGUUCAGAUUCGAAAUUAAAGAAUUAGAAUCAUGUUUGUUAGAAGACCAUUACAAGUGUCCAAGCGAUCCGAACAAAAUAAAUUACGUAGAUUUCAGCAACGAACUGGAGUCCAUAUUCGCUUGCCCAAAUCUGGAGAAGACGCCGACGAAAGAAUGCGAACCAUUUAGCGUGCCAGGGAGGUGCGAUUUGGUGACCUUAACUGAGGAAGAAGAACAAUUGUUGGCUUGCUGCCUGCAAAAACUACUUAAUAUGCAAACAAAUACACCAAAAACAAAUUGUCCGCCCACCCAGUACAAAGCUAUCCAUCCCUCCUUUUACCCAUUCCUGCGGGAUUUCGAUAAAGUCAACGUCGGUGCCGUUUCCAAGACUCAAUUCCGGAGAGCCCUGGACGAAUUGGGAUUGGGGUCGGAGAUUAACAAUGAGGCCGCCUGGAAUGUUAUUUUUAAAAAAUUUGCUAUACCUAUCGGCAGUAGGGAAGAUGUUGAUUACUUUACUUUUGGUAUUUGGCUGGAUAGGGCCUACAAAGAAAAAUCGACUUCGACAUCCAAAGUUGAUGACUAA